UGUCGCGUCCCCGCCCCGACGGAGGAAGCUCCAACACGUGUUCGCCUCGCUGCUGCUGCUGCUGCUGCUGCUCGGUGCUCGUCGUGACCGGUCGACUGCCUCUCAACCGUCGCUCCUCUCGCUCCUCUCGACCACAACAUGACGAAGGUGAAGAAGGAGAAGGUCGCGGCCGCGGACCCGGAGGAGGCCGCCGCCGCCGGGGGGAACGAGAAGUCUUACCAGGAGCUGGUCGCCAACGUGAACCCCAUCUCUCAGCCGCUCGCCUCCAGGAAGCUGAGCAAGAAGCUGUACAAGUGUGUGAAGAAGGGUGAGCGAGCCGGACACGUGUCGACACAUGGACGUUUGAGAAGCGAGGUGUGGGAAGAGUCGCGGGAUUCUUCUGAUCCGUUCGUGAUCAGAGCUGCCAAGGUGAAGAACAUCCGCCGAGGAGUGAAGGAAGUUCAGAAGUUCAUCAACAAGGGAGAGAAAGGCAUCGUGGUGAUGGCCGGCGACACGCUGCCCAUCGACGUCUACUGCCACCUGCCCGUCAUGUGCGAGGACCGGAGCCUGCCGUACGCCUACAUCCCCUCCAAAGUGGAUCUGGGUUCGUCGGCGGGAUCUAAGCGUCCGACCUGCGUCAUCCUGAUCAAACCUCAUCAGGAUUACCAGGACGCCUACGACGAGUGCGUGGAGGAAGUGUCCAACCUGCCCAAACCGCUCUGAGGCGCCUCGGCCAAUCAGGGAGCAGCUCCGAGGUCACCGUCUGCAACCACACAAACAACCCAUGGUUCAAAGGAGCAGUCAACCAACUCGUCAGAAGCUCCGCCUCCUUCUGGUGACUGGGGCUAAGCUAACGGUUUCCCACUGCUUCCAGUGUUUAUGCUAAGCUAGGCUAACCCCAUCGUGGAGGCAGGAGAACGAGAGGUUUUGUGUAAAUAAACAGUUUCUGUUGUUUUGUUCGAUACAUGAACAAAAAAUAUCAAUUACAUUUUUUCAACAAAACAAAAAAUAUUCCUAAUGUAAAUAAAUGUUUGUUGUGCUCGCUCGACGUCAGCAACAUAUUUACUUUGAUCGUCUUCAGAAACUUUUCUUCGACCAACUGUGAUUUGAUUCUUUCUACUUCUUUCGUUUUAAACAUCAGAUCUGAUUUUAUUUCUUUGGAGUUGGAUAUUUAAGAAAUGUUGAAAUGAAUAUUUGUUAGAAGAUGAACAUUCAAACUUGGUUUUUUUUUUAUUAAAAGAAACGUGAACUGAAA
This is a messenger RNA of Scophthalmus maximus (turbot), 1234 nucleotides long. It is a transcript of the gene nhp2, whose product is annotated as NHP2 ribonucleoprotein homolog (yeast). Gene Ontology annotation, molecular function: box H/ACA snoRNA binding. Gene Ontology annotation, biological process: rRNA pseudouridine synthesis; snRNA pseudouridine synthesis. The record is from RefSeq and is a predicted model, not a curated record. Bases 139 to 702 code for a protein of 187 amino acids. Gene Ontology annotation, cellular component: nucleolus; box H/ACA snoRNP complex. Lineage: Eukaryota; Metazoa; Chordata; Actinopteri; Pleuronectiformes; Scophthalmidae. The transcript is spliced from 4 exons.